Molecule: messenger RNA, 447 nt
Organism: Hyalella azteca
Lineage: Eukaryota; Metazoa; Arthropoda; Malacostraca; Amphipoda; Hyalellidae
Product: calcium/calmodulin-dependent protein kinase type II
Biological process (GO): protein phosphorylation
Cellular component (GO): cytoplasm; neuron projection
Molecular function (GO): calcium/calmodulin-dependent protein kinase activity; ATP binding; calmodulin binding
Source: RefSeq, a predicted model, not a curated record
UCGAGAUUAGGGAGCAAGUGGUGAAGUGGUCGUGGUGGUUAGGUUGAGUGGUGCUACCAGUGCAGGUCAUUGCUGACGUUAUUGCGAGGGAGUGCGUGUUAUUGUAGCCUGGGCUGCUCUCUUCACGAUUGCGCUCAUCAACAACAUCAACCACAUCAACAACAUUGACAACAUCAUCAACAUCAACGACAUCAACAUGGCUCAACCAUCGACGCGUUUCAGUGACAACUAUGAAGUCAAGGAGGAGCUUGGCAAGGGCGCAUUCUCGGUGGUGCGGCGCUGCGUGCAGAAGGCCACGGGCCUUGAGUUCGCCGCUAAAAUCAUCAACACCAAGAAACUUUCAGCUAGAGUUCGCCUGCAUGACAGUAUACAGGAGGAGUCUUACCACUACCUAGUCUUCGAUCUGUGAGUAUUGUAGCUUAUCAUGUAUCUUAUAUAUUGUAGUAU